CAGUGUAUUUGCUGCAGUAGUUUCCUGGUCCAGCUGCCAGAUGAGGGCGACUCUGUCUCAGUGCAGGUCAGGACUCGUCCCUCUGAGGGACCCGAGUCAUUAGUUCGCCUCCCAGGCGGACGGAGAGACGAGGCUGUGAAACUUCCUGCCCCCCCUUCCUCUCUCCUUCCUCUCCUCAGUGUGCUGAAACCAGAUGUGUGGAGGCGCAGCGAGCUGCUGAAGAUCUGUGCUUCAUUCUGAAGAGACGGAGGGGAACAAUAGCAGCAGCUUCAGGCUGCAGAUGGACACGGUGGCGGCCAUGAAGUUCCUCAGAUAAACCGGUAAACGAGGCGUUCAGGGACCCAUCAUGGCUGGAGCGGUUCUGGUCCUGCUGCUCUUCCUGGUUUCGGCUAGCAGCUCCCGCUUCAUGGUGAAAGUGAAUCCUGGUGUGCAGGUCCUCCGAGGUCGCUCGGUGUCCAUCACUGAGUCGGACCUGGAGAUCCAAGUGGAUCCGAGCUCCGGCUGCAAGGUCGAGGUGGUACUGGACGAGCCAGUGACCCAAUGGGUGGGGAAGUUGACUCCCCAGAUGUUUGACUGCAGGUUCCUGAAGGAUGAGGUCAGAUAUGUUCACAAUGGGAGUCCUUUGCUGGACGAGGACUCAGUGCUGCUCCGAGUAUAUCGGUUCACAGAUUCAGACAUGCAGGUGGAGACAGUGGUGCUGCGGGUCAAGGUGGUGGAUGGAGGGUCCAGUGUGGCGGAGCUGGGCAGCAGUGCUCUGGUGGUUCCUCGGUUCUUUGGAUUGUCCAACGCCCUCAACAGCACCGUGCUGAACAUCAGGACCCAAGACGACCUGGCCUGCACCGUCAGGCUGAUGUCCGCAGAAACCAAGUUCCCAACAAUCGGCCGGCUGGUCAACCAGGACAACUCAGGCCGGCAGGUGGAGGAAGUCUGUUCUGGAAACAAGCCGUGUCUCCACCACACCACCGAGGUCCAGUUCCUUAAAACCAGCUGCCAGAACUUCCUGAGCUCCGGACUGAGGUACCAACACCUCAGUCCUCCGUCCCCUGACACAGACUACAUCCCAAUCCGGGUGGAGCUGAGGGAGCAGGCAACCCGGAAGCUGCUGGAGUCACAGGCGCUGUGGCUGCCGGUUCUGAUCCAAGGUGCGGUGCAGAACCAGCCCCCCAAGCCCGGCUUCAUGGCCUCUUCCAUCCUGGAGGUGGACCAGUUCAUCCUCACCCCGCUCAGCACUGCCACGCUGGACGCCACUGACCCCGAGACGCCGCAGGACCGGCUGGUGUUUAACGUCACGGCGCCCCCUGUGGAGGGGUACAUCACACACCUGGAGGACCACACCAGGCCGGUCGGGUCCUUCACCUGGCUGGACCUGCAUGACAUGAAGGUGGCCUACCAGCCCCCCAACAGCAGCCAGAGCCUCCGCCGGACCCUGCAGGUGGAGUUCCAGGCACUAGACGGGUUCUUUACCAGCAGCCCGUCCAUCCUGGUCCACCUGUCCAUCAGGAUGUCGGAAACAAACGCACCUCGAGUCUCCUGGAACAUGGGUCUGGACCUGCUGGAGGGUCAGUCCCGGCCAAUCACCUGGGAGGAGCUGCAGGUCGUGGACAAGGACAACAUCAACGCCGUUCACCUGGUGGCUGUGGACGGACCGACGCACGGGCGCCUCAGCGUCAGAGGUGUGAAGGCCUUCAUGUUCCAGGUGCAGGACCUGAAGGAGGGCGUGGUCGUCUACCAUCACUCCGACAGUGACUCCACCCGUGACCACAUCGUCUUCCGCAUCAGCGACGGCCACCACAGCAUCCGCCACAAGUUCCCCAUCAACAUCCUGCCGAAGGACGACUCCCCGCCGUUCCUCAUCAACAACGUGGCGGUGGAGGUGGCGGAGGGCGGCGCCGUGCGGCUGCAGGAGUUCCUGCUGCUGGCCGCCGACAUGGACUCCAGCGACGACCUCAUCCUGUACCAGGUGGUGAGCGCGCCACGCGCAGGCCGGCUGGUCAGGAAGAGCUCCGCCCUCCAGACAGGUGUCCCUGUGGACAGCUUCCUGCAAAGAGACCUGAUUCAGGGACAGAUCUACUACCAGCACUCAGGAGACGAGACCUUUGAGGACACCUUUGACUUCCUGCUGUCCGACAGCCACCAGCCGCCCAACCUGUCCCAGACAUACACGGUGGUGGUCCACGUGUUCCCGGUGAAGGACAUGGUCCCGGUAGAGGCUCCCGGUACGGUCCGGUCUCUGGUCGUCAUGGAGACGGAGGUGGUCCACGUCUCGCCGUCUCAGCUUCACUUCACAGACAGAGAAAAUCCAGACUCUGAGCUGACCUACAUCGUCACGCAGUCCUGCUUCAGCCCACUCCGGCCCGGACUGAUGGAUGCGGGUCGUCUGUUCUACACUGACAGCAGCGGCGCGGUGAAGAAGGACCCGACCGUGCCGGCUCUGAAGUCCUUCACUCAGCACGCCGUCCACCACAGGAAGGUGGCCUUCAUGCCGCCAGUGGAGGACAUCGGCCCCGACCCGCUCUUGGUGCAGUUUGUGUUUUCCGUCAGCGACCCGCACGGCGGCACCGUCUCUGGGCUCGUCUUCAAUAUCACCGUGACCCCCGUGGACAACCUCCCACCUGAGGCCUUCACCAACCUGCUGCGAGUGGAGGAGGGCGGCGCCGCCUUCGUCACAGAGGAGCACCUGCAGGUCCAGGACCGGGACAGUCCAGAGGACGAGCUGAGGGUGGAGGUGCAGAAGACGGCCCGGCACGGUCGGUUGGAGCUGCAGGGCGGGGUUCUGCUGCAGGGGGGCGGGUUUGGGCUGCCGGACCUGAGAGGACUGCAGCUCAGGUACGUCCAUGACGACUCGGAGACCAGACAAGACCUGGUGGUUCUGAAGGUGACGGACGGUCAGAACUCCAUGGACGUUGUGCUACACAUUCAGGUGAGUCUGAAAGCGGAUCCAGGGUUCUACCGGGUUACAGAGCGGAUCCAGGGUUCUACCGGGUUAAGAGUGGAUCCAGGGUUCUACCGGGUUACAGAGCGGAUCCAGGGUUCUACCGGGUGCGUUCAGGUGGGUCCGCGCCGCGUUCAGGUGUGUUCAGGUGGGUCCGCGCCGCGUUCAGGUGGGUCUGCGCCGCGUUCAGGUGGGUCUGCGCCGUGUUCAGGUGCGUUCAUGUGCGUUAAGGUGGGUUUACGCCUCGUUCAGGUGCGUUCAGGUGGGUCUGCGCCGCGUUCAGGUGCGUUCAGGUGGGUCCGCGCCGCGUUCAGGGCCUGCAGGUCUUUACACCGGGCUGAGAACACCUUUCUGUGUUCAGGUGCAGAGAUCGGACCCGGGCCGGUGUUCGACACCGUCACCCUCAUCAUCUCUGACGGAGAGGCCGGAGUGAUGGAUGACUGUUGCCAUGGAGACGCUCCGCCCCCACCUGUCCCUCUGCACGGCUCGCUUCCUGUUUUUGACCUGAACAUCACGGUUCUUCCUGUGAACAACAAGGUUCCUGAAGUCACCCUGGGUGAGUCCCUGCUGCUGGUGGAUGAAGGCUCCAGGGCCUGUCUGUGUGGGGGGGUUCUUGGGGCCUCAGACCCAGACAGCCCCCCCCAGGAGCUGACCUUUCACCUGGAGGCUCCGCCCCUUCACGGCUUCCUGGAGAACGUGCUGCCGAUGCCGGGCUCAGAGAAGAGCGGCGCAGGAAUACCCAUUGAAUCCUUCAGCCUGACCCACCUGACUUUGGGCUUCAUCAGGUACGUCCAAUCAGAGCACAGAGGGGUGGAGCCGACGGCGGACCAGAUGUCCAUCAGAGUGAGUGACGGCACAUUUAGCUCCGCCCCCGUCCCUUUCCACAUCAUCAUCAACCCGACCAAUGACGAGCCGCCUUCCCUGCUGCUCACCAACUUCACCGUGAAGGAGGGCGGGGUUAAGGAGCUGACUCCGCCCACCCUGGACGCCUGUGACCUGGACGUCCCAGCCGACCUCCUGACCUUCCAGGUGGAGCGCCCCCCGAGUCACGGCCGGCUGGUCCGCACUACGCAGGGGGGGGCGGGCGCCCCGGUCACGACCUUCACCCUUCAGGAGCUGCAUCAAGGCGUGACGGUGCUGUACGCUCACGACGACUCGGACACCCUGGAGGACGGCGUCCUGCUGCGGCUGAGCGACGGCGUCCACUCGGUGGGGGGGGGCGUCCGGGUCACGGUGCUGCCGGUCAACGACAACGCGCCACACCUGGUCAGGAAUGCCGGACUGGACCUGGACUCUGGGCAGCGCAGACUGAUCUCCGGCGCGGUUCUGGAAGCCGCUGAUCUGGACACACCUGCCCACCAGGUGUUCUACUUCAUCAACUCGGCACCAAGAUUUGGAAAACUUCUACUGAAGACGGAGUCCAGCUGGACGGACCUUGAAGCGGGUCAGAACUUCACUCAGGAACAGGUGGAGAUGAACCGGGUCUGGUACCAUCACAGAACCAGCAGCGUCGGGUUCAGAGGUCAUGACAGCUUCCGGUUCAUCUUGAGCGACGAGGACAACGAGUCUCCAACUCAGAGCUUCCUGAUCUCCAUUCGCACGGUGGACCCAGGUCAGAUCGUCCUGCAGACCCGGCCCGUCCGCCUGCGGGAGGGACAGCGGCUCGUCCUGAACACCGACGUCCUGCUGGCGCUGGACUCGGCGGGCCGACCCGAGGACUUGGUGUUCGCCGUGUCCGGCCCGCCCCGACACGGCCUGGUCCACGCCGCGCGCCGACCCGGCCGCCCGCUGACCCGCUUCACCCAGCUGGACGUGGCGGCGCACCGAGUGUGCUACACCCACAGCAACGACCACGACUCGGACGUCGACUCGUUCAGGUUCGUCGUCACCAACGGCGCCUCGUCCCGUUCCGGCUCGCUCCUCUUCACCAUUGAACGCAGCGACCGCAUCCCUCCCACCCUCAGCACCAACGCCGGCCUUCGUCUGCGGGACGGCUCCGUCGCUGCCGUGACCCCUGACCUUCUGCGGCUCUCGGACCCGGACACCGCCGCCUCCGACCUGACCUUUGUGAUCACGCUGCUGCCCAGGUACGGAAAGCUUCUGCUGAGGGGAGCGCCGCUCCCUUCGCCGCCCAGGUUCCUCCAGACCGACAUCGACCAGCUGGACCUGGCUUACCGGCACGAGGCGGGCGGCCCGGCGCGGCCGGACCGGUUCUACUUCCUGCCAAGCGACGGAACCAACAGAGGCUACCUGGAGUUUGGCCAGCUGAAGGAGGAGCCUGCAGUGUUCAGCAUCCAGGUGGAACAGGUGGACCGGGCCGCUCCCAGUCUGGACUGCCUGGAGAGCCCCAGUACCGUGACGGACCUCGGCGCCGGCCGCUAUGGCAUCUUCAUCACCAGCAGACACCUGCGGGGCUCGGACCCGGACAGCCCAGCAGAACUCCUGGAGUUCUCCAUCAUCACGCCGCCUCAGUUCGGAUCCUUGGAGAAUGCAGCCACAGGGUCCGCCAUCAGCCAGCGUUUCACCCAGCGCGAUCUGGACCGGCGCUCCGUCCUCUACAUCGUACCGAUUGAUGUGGAUGUGACGGCCGACGGGUUCUGGUUCCGACUCGUGGACCCGGCAGGAAAUGGAGCUCCACCUCACAGGCUGGAGCUGUUCUGGUCCCGGGUCCAGUUGUCAGCCAGCUGCUACAGAACUUGCGAGACUUCUGGAACUUUGCAGAUCCAGAUCCAACGUGCUGGGCGGAGCGCCGACCCGGCUUACGUUUCCAUCCAGGUGGAGGAAGGAUCGGCCAAAGCCGGCCGGGAUUUCACCCACAGCUCAGCCGCUCUGAUCCAGUUCGACACAGGUGUGAACGUAAAAACCUGGAGCGUCUUCCCGUUGGACGACGGCCUGGAGGAGAACCACGAGGCCUUCAGCGUCACUCUGAGGAACCCUCAGAACGCCGUCAUGGGUCAGAGAAACACCGCCGCCGUGGAGAUCCUUGACCCCCGCUCAGGACGCUGCAACCCAGAAGACCUAAAGGUAGAGCCUCCUCCUCUUCCUCAACCGGAGGAGGAUGAAGACCCAGUGACCGAUAUUGAGGCAGAGCUUCUUUGGGAGAAACAGCCCCUCCCUCCCAGAGGAGACGUCCCGGAGCGCCGGCCCUCCCUGGACGAGACGGAGCCGCAGGACCAGGCGCUACCUGGAGACACACACAGCUCUGAGGGAGCACGCACUGGGAGCACCGGGAACGCUGGGAGCACCGGGAAUGCUGGGAGCACUGGGAGCACUGGGAACGCUGGGAGCUCUGGUAUACAGCAGGUGCUGACCCUGUCCAGCGUGUGUCCUGAGGGCUGGACCGCCUACAGGGGGCGCUGCCACAUGGUGAGCCGGUCCGUGGCCAGCUGGGCCAGCGCCCACAGAACCUGCUCUCUGCUCUUCAACAGCAGCCUGAGCAGCGUGCGCUCCAGGAAGGACGCCGCCUGGAUGUGGAGGCUGGCGGGGAGGAAGUCCUUCUGGAUCGGUGGGAACGUUUCCGUCACUCCACCUUCAACGAACCACAUUUCUGCUGCUGACGUUCUCUGUCGUCCUCAGGUCAAUCUGGAGGUCACGACCUCUGGCUGUGGGACAAAGUUCAUUCAGCCAGACUCCAGGGGGCGCCGGCGAGCCGGGAUGAGGCUGGCAUCAGCUCAGACUGUGUGCUGGUUGAAAACCCCAGAAGAUGGAUUCCUACCAACUGCUCAGCCGAAGCCCAGCAUUCGUUCAUCUGUUCCUCAGAGCCGCCACCGUGAGCCGCCACCGUGAGCCGCCACCGUGAGCCACCACGCUCACGACCUGCAGCUGGAGGUCAAACAAAACCUCAUCAGGUCCAGAUCAGCUGACCUUCAGCCAGAGAAGAAAUUAAAUAAAAACAUAAUCAGAUUCA
Molecule: messenger RNA, 6839 nt
Organism: Poecilia reticulata (guppy)
Lineage: Eukaryota; Metazoa; Chordata; Actinopteri; Cyprinodontiformes; Poeciliidae
Source: RefSeq, a predicted model, not a curated record